UUCCCGGUUGAUACAAGAAAUAUGUAUUUAAAAAGUUGUCUGUGUUCGUCAGAUUGUCAUGAUUAAAACGCGAAGUCUUACAAUGUUUUUGAAUCCGUUUCACGUAUAGAAUAAAAUAAUGGAUCAUUUAAUUAUCUUGGUGGCUUUAGUACAUUUAUUGUACUGUCCAUUUACAAAAGUGGAAGAAAGUUUCAAUCUACAGGCUAUGCACGACAUUUUAUACCAUGGUGUUAACCUGUCGGAGUAUGAUCAUCAUGAAUUUCCUGGAGUUGUGCCACGAUCGUUCAUGGGGCCAAUUAUAAUAUCAGGCUUGGCAUCACCAUUAAUAGCAAUCAUUAAUUAUUUGCAACUUAAUAAAUUUUUUGCUCAAUAUGUUGUAAGAGCAACAUUGGGCUUGUUAGUAAUAGGCACAUUGAAGUUAUAUAAAGAUGCUUUACAAAGCAUAUUUGGUUUGCAAUUUACAAAAUGGCUUGUUGCGAUUACUAUAACACAAUAUCACUUUAUGUAUUAUCUAAGUCGUCCAUUGCCAAAUAUAAUGGCUAUGCCACUAGUACUACUGGCUUUGUAUGGAUGGUUGAAACAAAAUCACAUGAUAUUUAUUUGGUCAUCUGCAGCAGCAAUAAUAAUAUUCAGAGCAGAACUUGCCAUGCUACUGGGAUUAUUCCUUUUGUACGAUAUAGCCAACAAGAAACUAACCAUACUAAGACUGUUUAAAAUUGCAAUUCCGGCCGGUAUAUUUUUUCUAACGCUAACGAUCACAGUAGACUCUAUAUUUUGGAGACGAUUAUUAUGGCCUGAAGGAGAAGUAUUUUACUUUAACACUAUCCUUAAUAAAAGCAGCGAAUGGGGUACAUCGCCAUUCUUGUGGUAUUUUUACUCAGCUCUGCCUCGUGGAUUAGGCUUAUCUUACUUUUUAAUACCUUUGGGUAUGUUAUGGGAUGCACGAGUUCGAGCAUUAACAGUUCCUGGUAUAGCAUUUGUUGCAUUAUUCUCAUUUUUACCACAUAAAGAAUUGAGGUUUAUCAUAUAUGUCUUUCCACUGCUAAAUGUUAGUGCUGCAGCCGUUUGUCAUAGAAUAUGGGAAAACAGAGGGAAAAGUCCGUGGAAUGGAAUUUUAGCACUAAUCAUUUUAGGCCAUCUAGUUUUAAAUACUCUAUUUUCUAUGUUUCUUUUAUGUGUCGCUGGUUCUAACUAUCCUGGUGGUUUAGCUAUUGCUAAAUUACAUAGACUUGAAAAAGAUUCUAUCAACCCAGUGCAUAUACACAUUGAUGUUCUAACUGCACAAACAGGAGUUUCAAGAUUUACGCAAACAAAUAGUUCUUGGAUUUAUUCUAAACAAGAGAAUUUGACUAUUGACAGUCCUGAAAUGCUUCAAUUUACACAUCUUUUAAUGGAAGCCAAAAGUAAAUACUCGCCCAAUAUAAAACCAUAUCUUAAAACACACGAUAUCUUAGAUUCUGUAGAUGGUUUUUCUCAUAUAGCAUUAAAUUAUAAUAUGUUACCACCAAUAAGGAUAAAAACUAGACCAAUUAUAUUUAUCAUGAAAAGAAAGCCUAAUAUACGAUAUGAUCCCAAGAAAGCAUCACUGCAGACAGUUUUGAAACAGUCAAAGGAAAAUGCUACAAAGAAAAGUAUAGGCAGCAAGGACGUCAUAAAUGACACUGUACAAGAUAUGGAACCAAUAUUGGAUGAAAUAAUGGAGUCGUUAGAGCAAUUUGAAAAACCACUAAAUAUUAAUGAUGUAAAUAUAUUAGAUGUAGAAGUACCAGAAGAUGAAUUAAAUAACAAAACAAACGAACCUACCAAACUCAUUGAAUCAUUAAGCACAGAAAAGUUACCUAAUAACAUAUCUGAGAAUAACUUGUCGCAGUUAAACACAUCAAUCAAUGAAGAAAACCUACAGGCCUUAUCAGAGCUACAAAAUGAUAUUAUGACUGAAAGCAAUACUAAAUUGCAAUCUGAUGUUGAGAAUAAUUCUAAUGUUAGUGAAAAAAAAUUGGAUAUAAAGGAAGAAGAAAAUAAAAAGAUAGAAGUAACUAAAGAAAGAUUAAAACUUGAUAAUGUUCAACAAGAUAGUAGCAUUUUAAAGGAAGUUGUUAAAAAACUUAUUCAAGAAAAACUGGAGGCAGUUAAACUAAGAAAAGAUGCAAUAGACGAGAAAGUAUUACCAGAAAUUCCACAGAAAAUUAAUGCUAAAAUGAAAAGAAUAAUUCCAAUAAAAAUAGAGUCAUCACAAAAAAUAAAAAUUAUAACGAAACAAGACUUAAAAGAAAAAUAUUCAGUGAUUCAAGAAUUAAAAGAAAAACCUGCAAUAGCUCAAGAGAUAAAAGAAAAACCUGUAAUAAUUAAAGAAAUAAAAGAAAGACCCAUGAUAAUUCAAGAGACAAAAGAAAAACCUAUGAUAAAGCAAGAACUAAAAGAAAAGUCUGCAGUAAUCCAAGAAACAACAGAUCAACACAAACCACUUAAUAUGAAAGAAAGCAUCAGAAAUAUAAUCAAUCAAUUUAAAGAAUUCGAAAAAGAGUUUGUAUAUGAAGAUUCAGAAAUAGAUAAAAAGGAAUUAGGUGUUAAAUAUGAUGAGCAACCUACAGAAACAAGUACAAAAAAAGCAGAAGAUUCACUAAGAAUAGAUAUUAUGACAGAAAGUAGAGGUGUAAAAACAAUCAAAGAUGCCAAAGAAAGUCUACGGGACAUAAUAAAUCAGUUUAAACAAAUAAAAAGCGAAUUAACUUCAGAAGAAGAUGAUCUAUUUGAAAAGAUUGAAGCUACAUAUAUGGAACGACCAAUUGCAGAAACGUUAAUGCAGUUUAGUGAAGCUCUAAAAAAUUUAGUACAGCGAAGGAAAAAAGUAGGGGAUCGUCAGUUUCCAACAGAAUCUCCAAAAAAUUCAAAAAUGCAGAAUUAUAAUAAUGAAGGAAAAAUAUAUAAUACAGAAAAAGCAGAAAAAAUCAUUCGAAAUAUUAAUGAAAAUGAUGGCUCAAGCCAAGGUACAAAUAAAGUUUUACAAGAAAGGUAUUUUAUCACGUAUGCCAAUAAAAACGUCCCCAUAAAUGCUCAAAAAUCUAGUAAUAGUGUUUCAAACACUGUAUUAAAUGACUAUGCUUCCAACGAAAAAGAUGAAAUGAUGCAAAAGAAAAUGAGAAAUAGCUCAAAUUGAAUGUUGAAAUAACUCAUUAUUUUGUGCUUUUUAAUAGUACAGUUAUAUAAUUAUAGUAAACUGUAAAUACGUUGUUCUGUGAUAACAAAAAUGUAUAUCUUAAUUAAUGCUCAUGCAUUACCAACACGGAAAAGGACGAAAUUUAUUUUUCCUGUGUUAUUGUCUAAAAUAUCAAAAAACACUGAAAAAUGAUAAAGCAUUUGUUUAAUAUAUAGUAUCACAAAGAUGCCACAACUGUUAUUUUGUAUGUAUACUUGUUAAAAACAAAAAUUUAAAUUAUAAAUUUAGAUAUUUAACAGUAGAAGUUUACAUAUUUAAUAUUAACAUGUAUGUAUAUAGUAAUUGUUUUGUGUAUUAUAAAAAUAUCUUAUUAAUUUUUUAUAUGGUUAGAUGUUGACAUAUUUAUCUAUAUAUUAUAUUAUUUGAUAGAAAACUAAUAUUUACCAAUGCAUGUUUUAAAAAAAGGACAUAAUUCUAUUAUUCACCCUUGACUGUUUACAAUUUUGCUAAGCUGCCUUACGAGAAUGGUCUCAUUAUUUUCUCUUUUCUAUCCUAGCAUUUAAAUUUUGCUUUCUCAUAUCUUGUGCUUUUCCUGUUGUAGCUAAGACAUUACCGUAUCUUAUGUUACUUAAGUUUAUUUCUUUAACCAUAUUCUCAUCAGAUAGAGCUUAUCACAAAAAGAAAAUACAUUCAUUUCCAUAUUGGUAUUUGCAGAGCAUUCAAGUGCCUUAGAGUCUCUUCCAAAUUCUAUAUGUUGUAAAAUAUUAAAAAAUUAUAUAUAUACAUGUAUAACAUACUAUGUAUUAAUAUUUUGCAAUAAGUAAAAGUGAUUGAAUAUCAAAACUGUAAAUUAAUACCUAAUAUUACUAUUUCAAUCAUUGAUAAUCAAAUAUGGCCAAAUUGCAAUUAAAGAUUUUAUUAAAGAAAAUUAUGCAAUUAAUCAAUGUUAAAUUUUUUUAUUGCAAUAAGAUUCUUAUAAUUCUAUGAAUAUUUUUCGAGUAAUAUCUUUAUUCCUUUAAAUGAUUGUAUUGUGGAAUACACAGUAAGUGCUACAACGAUCCAAUAUACCACUUUAUCUCGUGUACCACACUUCAAAUACACAGGAAGAUUAUCUUCACACUGUUUAAAUAAAUGGAAAAUAAUUAUAUAUAAA
This is a messenger RNA of Bombus pascuorum, 4310 nucleotides long. It is a transcript of the gene Alg12, whose product is annotated as probable Dol-P-Man:Man(7)GlcNAc(2)-PP-Dol alpha-1,6-mannosyltransferase. NCBI's taxonomy places the organism in Eukaryota, Metazoa, Arthropoda, Insecta, Hymenoptera, Apidae. Gene Ontology annotation, cellular component: endoplasmic reticulum membrane. The record is from RefSeq and is a predicted model, not a curated record. The transcript is spliced from 9 exons. Gene Ontology annotation, molecular function: alpha-1,6-mannosyltransferase activity. Gene Ontology annotation, biological process: protein N-linked glycosylation. The coding region runs from base 119 to 3157 and encodes 1012 amino acids.